Acanthamoeba castellanii str. Neff is the source of this 510-nucleotide messenger RNA. RefSeq lists its product as uncharacterized. The record is from RefSeq and is a predicted model, not a curated record. Bases 1 to 510 code for a protein of 169 amino acids. NCBI's taxonomy places the organism in Eukaryota, Discosea, Longamoebia, Acanthamoebidae. The transcript is spliced from 5 exons.
AUGGAGGAGCUGCGCGAUCCGAUUACGGGCCGCUGGACGCUCAUGGUGGCCAACGUCAACAAGUUGUGGGGCACCACCGAAGUCGAGUUUCACCUCCAGCGCACCAUUCCCUUCUGGCACGAAAUCAACUGCGAGAUCCUUCUAAUGCAGCACAAGAAUUUGGGCGGGCUGAAGAACCGCGGGGUCGCCCACCUGGAGUUAAGCUCUAGCGCGGAGGCCCGUUCGCCUGCGCCGGCAGCGGUGACGAUCAGCCGCACCCACAUGGUGGACACCGGCUAUGCGAUCGGGGACGCGCCGCUCAGAAUCGACUGGCGGAGACCCGAACGCUACGACGACACCAUUCGAGCGGUGUACGCGGCCAACGCGCCGGUCACGAUAACGAAGAGCGACGUGAGCGCCCUGUUCGGCCGGUUCGGCCAGAUCGAGUCCAUCUUCCUCUCCGCCGAACUACCGAAGAAGGCACCGCCCCCCGCGCCCCACCGGUCGGUGGUCUGGUCGGCGGCGUGCUGA